Molecule: messenger RNA, 2019 nt
Organism: Cladophialophora yegresii CBS 114405
Lineage: Eukaryota; Fungi; Ascomycota; Eurotiomycetes; Chaetothyriales; Herpotrichiellaceae
Exons: 1
Coding region: 1-2019 (672 amino acids)
Cellular component (GO): mRNA cleavage and polyadenylation specificity factor complex
Molecular function (GO): protein binding
Source: RefSeq, a predicted model, not a curated record
AUGGCCAAUGUCUACGAUGACCAAGACGGAGGUGCUUUCCGUCGCAGGAGACCGCGACCGAUCACGGACUAUGGCUCGUCCAUGGUUCAGUGGAUGAACAGUCGGCGACCAGCGUGGAAAGGCACAUGGCACUACGAGCAAGAACGGCCGAGUCAGAGCUAUGUCAUUGACAUCUUACCGCCGCCGGCGCGACAAGAUGCACCCGCCGAGUCGAUACCCGUCCGUCACUUGCACACCUCAUUAGGCAAAUCGAAGAAGCCGGUCACUGUGGUGCGCUGGAUGCCCGAGGGCCGUCGCUUGCUUGCCGGCGUGCAUAAUGGAGAAUUCAUGCUCUGGAACGGCAUGUCCUUUAAUUUUGAGACCGUUACCGCCAUGGGCUCGAGUUCUCUACGCGCGGCCGAGUGGUCGAAUCGAAAAGACUGGCUCGUCGCCGCCAACGACGAAGGCACAGUGUAUUACCUCCAACCGACACUGAACAAUCCGCACCAAUUCAAGGGCCACGACGCGCCCAUCAGAGACAUUGCAUUCGCGCCCUCGGACGCCAAGUUCGUCACCGCCUCGGAUGACAACACGCUGAAAAUCUGGGACUUUACUUCCUCGACCAACGAAUCCACGUUCAAAGACCACGGCUGGGACGUCAAAGCGUGUGACUGGCACCCUCAAAAGGGCCUGGUCGUCUCCGGGAGCAAAGACCACAGUGUCCGGCUGUGGGAUCCUCGCACCACGCGGAGCCUGACCACCCUGCACGGCCACAAGAACGCCAUCACCGCGACAGUCUUCAGCCGCGUACGGGAUCAACUCCUCGCCACGUCCGGCCGAGACGGGCAGACCCGCAUCUUCGACCUCCGGAUGAUGCGCGACGUGGCAAUCCUGCGCGGGCACGAGAAAGGCGUGACGACGCUGUCGUGGCACCCCAUCCAUCCCAGUCUAAUCAGCACAGGCGGCGACGAUGGGUCGUUGCAUUCAUACCUGCUCACGGAACCUAACACCCCUGCGGGAAUUUCUACCGCCACGAUAUCGCCAUAUUCCACGAGCGACCCACGCUCCGCUCCCCCACAGUCAAUCUAUCCCGCCCAUCGCAUACCCCAUGCGCAUGAUUCCUCAAUCUGGUCGCUAGACUGGCACCCGCUGGGCCACAUCCUGGCAACGGGCUCCAACGACCAUUACACGCGCUUCUGGUCCCGCGCGCAACCGGGCCAGACGACAUGUUUCAAGGACCAAUUCCACCUCGGCGAGGAGGGCGCCGAGGCCCAAGGCACGUGGGACCGGAAAUUCGGCAAGAAGCAGGCCAGGGAGCAGGAGGAGAUGGAAGAGCAGGACGAGGCUGAAGGGUUGGAGGACCAGGGCGCGAAUAUAGGUGACCAAGCUGGCGGGUUAUCAAUCCCGGGACUCCCAGGCUUGUCGGCCAUGCCAUCAGGCCUGCCAGGCAUAGGCAUGGGUGUAGGAAUGAACGGCCCGGCGUCGUCCUUCCCACCAUUCCCCAUUCUGCAGAGGAACAACAACAACGCCCGACCGUCGUCGUCGAGCCACCACGCACAUCAACCACCUCCGCCUAUCCCGCCGCCCUUUCCUGGAAUGGACGCCCAAAGCCUCCAACAGCUCCUGGCCAUGUCCCAGCAACAACAGCAGUCCGGCGCGGGGGGUUCAACUGCACCGCUUGACUUUUCAAAACUCAAUCUCCCGCCUGGGUUUCCGCCGCCGCCGCCACCCCCUGGCAUCGGAGGAAGCCCAGUCCAGAUACCACCAGGGUUCCCCCUCCCACUCCCUCUGCCAGGAACGACCAGUGGUGGCAGCGCAGGCACAGGCAUUGGUACAGGCACCGGCAUUGGUAUCCCCGGUCUCCGAGGCGGCGAGCUCGCACCAGGCUCCAUCCCAGGUCUGGGCAAUGCGGUAGUUGCCGCCGCCGCGCCGACGACAAACGACCCACGCGCCGGUGUGAGGAAAAGGGGACCCUUGCCCAGCCAGGAACAGGGGUUCAAGCAAGAACAGGCGAGGGGCAAUUACCGCGUCGCGCGAUAG